Ostertagia ostertagi is the source of this 144-nucleotide messenger RNA. Lineage: Eukaryota; Metazoa; Nematoda; Chromadorea; Rhabditida; Trichostrongylidae. The record is from the annotation of a GenBank genome assembly.
AUGAUCCCUUCGCCGUCCUUGAUAUUGCAGCCACCGCUGAUGGCUCUACCUGAUAUGACCAAUGCUCGACCAAUGGCAGGCCCACCAGGAUUUGCCCCACCCAAAAACUUCGAUAAACAGUUGCGGACUGACGAAAGCAUGGGU